Ixodes scapularis (black-legged tick) is the source of this 1843-nucleotide messenger RNA. RefSeq names its product zinc finger protein 27-like. The transcript is spliced from 3 exons. Bases 157 to 693 code for a protein of 178 amino acids. The record is from RefSeq and is a predicted model, not a curated record. Gene Ontology annotation, cellular component: PcG protein complex; transcription regulator complex. Gene Ontology annotation, molecular function: RNA polymerase II cis-regulatory region sequence-specific DNA binding; DNA-binding transcription factor activity, RNA polymerase II-specific. Lineage: Eukaryota; Metazoa; Arthropoda; Arachnida; Ixodida; Ixodidae. Gene Ontology annotation, biological process: regulation of transcription by RNA polymerase II.
GAGGCCAGCCACCAGCCCAGCUCAACUUUGGCAGUGCCAGACCUUUGGGAAAUUGGCCACGCAGCAUUCGACAACAAAUGGCAGAGAACGGACUGCGAGGACAGGACCGCGGAGCUCUCUUUCCAAAAGGCCGAAAUCCAGCGGCAACCAUGCAAGAUGGACCCACAGGGUUGGACGGACGGCGGUGCGACUUCUGCCCCCAAUCUUAUGGUGCCCAGAGAACUAACAACACCAGACUGGAUCGGAGCAGGCUAUGGCGACAAAGUGGAUACCUUCGACCGAGCCAGCCGCAGAGGUGACACCUCUCCCCAGACCAACAAUUCGGGCCCACACAAGCAGCCAACGCACCGACAACCGGACAAUCACCCGUGCCGCUUCUGUCCUCACUCAAGCGCUUCCGCAGCGGAUGUCGUCAUCCACGAGAGGACUCACACUGGAGAGAGGCCCUUCAGUUGCGGUGCCUGCGAGAAAACGUUCACGCAGAAGGGUAACUUGAAGGCUCACGUUAGAACUCACACCGGAGAGAAGCCGUUCAAGUGCAAUACGUGCAGCAGGGCGUUUACUCAGAGAACCAGUUUGGCGGUUCAUGAGAGGACUCACACAGGAGAAAAGCCGUACAGGUGCGAGACCUGCGGUACAGCGUUUGCGGCUAAUAGCAAUUUACACAGUCAUCGGAAGAGACAUCACAUGUGAUUGAAACAGCAACGUGCAUCAUAGUUGUGGAGGGGAUUUAAACGAAAUACUGGACCUCCGAUGUGUGUUCAUUUCAUUUGGCGAUAGACCUGCAGAGGUUUUACUUGCGAGCAGUGUGUGUUUCGCAUGGUUCAAAAUGUUUCCGCCUCUUACUCAUCGCGUAAACACAGCUAAAAAAUGUGAAUUUACCUUAGAGGAAGCGACCAGAGUUCUUUUUUGUACACGAAAAAAAGAAAAUACUUGAAGCCUUGUGUUUCUUUAUUAAUUUAGAGUCAUUAAUCACGUGAUGCACCUGGAGUCUCUGGGUUGUCUGUAGGGUCACUUACGUUCCUUUCAAGUCGGCCUCCUCAUGACCAUAAACAUACGAACUCAUAAAAUAACUAAAGUCUUUCAAGAGCAGCAAUCUUGAAUAUUGCUAAUGUUAAGAAAGUAUAAGAGCAACCGAGUCAUGAGGAGGGGUCAGCAUAAUUUUUAGAUGAGAAAUAAAGCUAUAUUCGAAACUAUUUAAGACACCAAGCUGGAAACUAAGGCUUUGCUCAUAGGACUGCAACAGAAUAUGCAUGACUCUUAGAUUUAGAAAAUGCGGUUUAAUUUCCUAUCUCAUUUCGUAAUAUUCUUCGUCCUUUUCUUUUUGACCAGUUUUUGUAUCUGAAUUCUGAUGACAUCACUCAAUGUGCUUGCUACAUGCAAUACUCGUAUGUACGUUUUCCUUUUGCACGAUUUCUUUUUUUUUUUGCGCAUUCACGAAGACGGUUCUCAUCAUUUAGGAUAUUCAUACUUUCAGUGCUAUUCAUUUGGUGUUCAUAUAUACUCCGUUUCACCUUAGGUACGAGCGCGCACAAUGUUGUGAGCCGGAGGACCAAUAAAACAGUGCAGAAAGCGCAAAGCCAUAGCGUGCUCUCUGCGCUUGAUAGAACUAGCCGGUGGAGGAGCACGCACAGAGAGAUGGCGAAUACCGGCUAGUCCUAUAGUCCUAUGAACUGCAGAGAACUCGUCAUGGCUUUGUGCCUCUUUUGCUGUUUGAUUGGCCCUUCGGCUCAUAACAUCCGCCACGCUCGGACCUAAGCCUAAACGAGGUAUAGUUUCACUUGAAUUCGUCAGGCUUUUAAAUAUUAGAAAUUCCUCUUGCAGUGGACGGAUCAUAUGCAUG